Molecule: messenger RNA, 520 nt
Organism: Caenorhabditis elegans
Lineage: Eukaryota; Metazoa; Nematoda; Chromadorea; Rhabditida; Rhabditidae
Gene: C29F9.2
Exons: 5
Coding region: 12-413 (133 amino acids)
Source: RefSeq, marked reviewed
UUCAAAGGGGUAUGAGUGCUUCUGAAACUAGGAGCAAGGUUUUGACAGAUGAAUCUACUGGAAGUACAGCAAUUGAAGAAAGCCCCAGAAACCGGCAAAAUGAAGAACCAGAGCAAACUUCCCAAACCGAGAAUUUGCAAACUGACCCAUUCAAUGCUAGAAUUUCUGAAAUUUUCGAGAAACAAACUGUCGCUUUUGAAAGACAAAUGAUGAUCAAAGAAGAAGAAUUCAUGAGUCAAAUGAAGGAAAGGGAGGAAGUUAAGCUCAAAGAUCUGGAGACAAAGCUAGAAAAUUUCGAGAAAUGGCGCAAAGAAAUUCGACUGGAAGGGGCUAAGGAAUUGAACAUAAAGCUUCACAGUGAGCCAGAGGUCUCCGCAGAGCUGGAGCAUGAAGGAGGUCUCCAGGAGAAAUAGCAUGUUCACCGGUGGAUUUUCUAAUUCAAUUGCACAUAAUUUCCUUUUUUUUUAACUUAUUGAUACUAUAUUCUCUAAUUUAUACUCAAAAUGAACCAAAUUCCGUC